AUGGACCGCUUUGUCUACCAGCCCUACAGCGUGUACCAGAGCUAUGGGAGCACCUUCACCUCCAGCCACAACGUGGCCCCCCGGCCGCCCCCCAAGCAGAAGCAGUCCAGCUGGAAGCAGAGCAAGAACAGCGGCACCCCCAACCCCUACCGGGGGGGCCCGCCGCCCGCCCUCUCCCCGCACCCGCAGGAGGCCUCGCCGGACGGCCUCGACGCCUACAAGCGGGCCCAGCUGAAGGCGCUGCUGUCGCAGGUCAGCCCGGGCCUGGCCCCGCGGCUCCGCAAGGCCGGCGGCGGCGCCACCAGGGAGGUGGGCGUCCAGGUGAACCCGCGGGUGGACGCCGCCGUGCAGUGCUCGCUCGGCUCCCGCCCGCUGCAGGCCGUGCGGCCGCAGAGCCCCUCGGCCCGCCUCGCCAGGGAGCCGCCGCUGCCGGGCAUCUACUCGCCCGUCCUGGGCCGCCGCCUCCUCUUCACGCUGCCCGAAGCGGUGGUGGAGCCCCAAGAGCCGGGCGGAGCUGCCGAGGAAGAGGAGGAGGAGAGGAAGGCGGCGGCGGCGGCUGUGGAGACGGGGAAAGGGGCCGAGGAGAAGGAAGAGGCGGCCGAGGGAGGAGGAGGAGGAGAAGAAGAAGAGGAGCUGCCGGGAGAAGAACCUGCCUCGCGGCGGGAGUGGAAGGGGGAAGCGGCCAAGAAAGGCGACGGGGAGGGAGGAGAAGGCAAAACGGUCGCCUUCCAGUUCCUGGAGCAGAAAUAUGGCUACUUCCAUUGCAAUGACUGUAAGACCAGAUGGGAGAGUGCUUAUGUAUGGUGCAUUUCUGGAACUAAUAAGGUUUAUUUCAAACAGCUCUGUCGCAAAUGUCAGAAGGGCUUCAAUCCUUAUAAGGUGGAAGCAAUCCAGUGCCAGCUGUGUUGCAAGACUCGCUGCUCCUGCCCCCAGAAGAAAAGGCACAUCGACCUCAAGAGGCCCCACCGUCAAGAGCUGUGUGGCCGUUGCAAGGGCAAAAGAUUGUCUUGUGACAAUACCUAUAGCUUCAAAUAUAUUGUCUGAUCUGUUUGCCUUUUCCCUAAUUUGGUUGGUCUGUGUUGGCACUGUGCACUUUUGAUAACUUGGUUUUGACUUUAGGCUUCUGACUUGGCAUUGGAUAACGGAUUAAAGAUUUUUGUAAGGUU
Euleptes europaea (tarantolino) is the source of this 1166-nucleotide messenger RNA. It is a transcript of the gene ZAR1L, whose product is annotated as zygote arrest 1 like. The transcript has 4 exons. Gene Ontology annotation, biological process: translation. The record is from RefSeq and is a predicted model, not a curated record. Bases 1 to 1044 code for a protein of 347 amino acids. Lineage: Eukaryota; Metazoa; Chordata; Lepidosauria; Squamata; Sphaerodactylidae. Gene Ontology annotation, molecular function: mRNA base-pairing post-transcriptional repressor activity. Gene Ontology annotation, cellular component: cytoplasm.